Molecule: messenger RNA, 1917 nt
Organism: Trypanosoma grayi
Lineage: Eukaryota; Euglenozoa; Kinetoplastea; Trypanosomatida; Trypanosomatidae
Exons: 1
Coding region: 1-1917 (638 amino acids)
Molecular function (GO): protein binding
Source: RefSeq, a predicted model, not a curated record
AUGUUCGAAGGGUUUUAUAUGGGAGGCAACACCCCGCAGGUGGAGCGGAUCGAGCAGCUGGUAAAUAACGUGAACGUGAAGUUCUCUGCCCUGCAGCGGCAGAUUGCGCACUCCCCGCGCAACCUCAGCUUUAACUUACCGGAUUCCGGGGCUGAAUCCCUGCCGUCUGGAGCACGCUCCCCCGUCCCCUGCGGCCGCGAGGGAAGCAUGUCUGCGCCGGGGUUGACUAACUCGCCGCUGCCGCCGCCGUCAGGGUACAGGCCUCACUGGCCAACGUACUGGGGCGAGCGCGAGCUGUACGUUGCGGCAUCCGAGUUGUGCCAGCACCUUAAUGGCGGCAUCGACUACCGUUCUGUUUGCGUGCAGUACCAGCAAACUAUGGAGUUGCUGCUGACACUGCUGCGGGAGGACAUUGAGAUGGCGCGCGCGGUGGACGUGGUUCCGGCCGGCACCCUAGAGAAAGCGUACACUGUCUUCUCGGGUCUCUUCAAGGAGGCGAAGGUGCUCCUCGCGGCGGGCGACAACAACGCGUGGUCGAAGGCGCAGUCUUCACUGGAGCAAGAGUACGCGCUGCCCGCUACGCUGCCAGCUUCAAACGGGGUUCACUGCGAAAGUGUUUGUCAAUCUCACGUUGACAAUGCCAGCAAUAACAACAACAGUAAUGCUCCGAGGGGCAGCGAGCGGUGUCCGUCAUCGGUGUCAAACAGCGGCAUCGGACACGGCAAUAGGCAUGGCGCUCGUGUGAAGAUUACCAUAGAAAAUGCUGAAGACAAGGGGGAGGUGUACGCGCCACUACGUCUCAAUAACUGCCCGGGUAGGUCUGUUAACGAGGACUCUUACGAUGUGCCUUCACCGCAACGAGAGGAGGCGGUGACGUUGAUGGUGCCUCUCUGCACCCCGGUGAAAUCUGACGCCGACGGCGGGUUCACAAAGAGCAUCACCUCCAAUAGCAAAUCGCGCCAGCAGAGCUUGGAGGAUGUCUACAACGAGAUGUACCUCUACGAAGGGAUGGACAUGCUGGCGGCGACGAUGCGGCUGGUGUUCCUGAAGGAGUUUGAUCGGGGCGAAAAGGCGUCUGGGGAGGAGGCGUUUCCUUUGUUCAGGCAGGAGGUUGAAAGGCAGCUCCUCUCAACUCUUGAGAGCUACGAGGCGUUCCAGGCACACACCAGGGAACAAAGCGCACUCCGCUGUGAGUACGUGGUAAACUGCCUGCAGAACCAUACCCGACCUAAUGAGCGUCUCAUGGACUUCCUGGGUGAUGUUUCCUCGGACUCUGACGCAACACAAUUGUCUCUCAUGGCCACACAACUUGAUAAUAGUGGUAUCAAGCCGUUCGCACCGCUGUUGCCGCGGCUCCGCCGCCUCCGCUUCCUUGACAUCAGUUACAACAAGGUUGACGACGAUGGUGUGCGUGAGCUCUGCGCCGCCCUUGCUAACCACCCCUCGCUGGAGGUGCUUGAUAUUUCCGGUAAUGUUCUCAGCGACACGAGCGGCAACGCGCUGCGGCACCUCGCAGCGAGUGCGCGGCAGCUCAAGGCGAUUGGGCAGCAGGGCAUUGCAUUUAGCCCGCUCGUGCGCGAGGCGCUGGGACGGCAGCUGGAGGAGAACCGGGGUGCCUGCGAAACACCGUGGUCGCCGUCACAUAUAUUCCACGGUGUUGCCGACCUCCAUCGUGGCGAGAAUGUGAGGCGAUCGGCGGGGCUUCGGCUGCCAGCACUUACGACGACGGGUGGCCGACGCGCCCUGUCGGCAACCCCCUCUGCUGUGAGUGACGUCUCGUUGCGCAACACGUACACAUCAGUAGUGCCUCGCAGCGUGGGUAUGUUGCAGCGCGUGCGAUUGCCUUACCUGACGGCGAUGCGUCGUAGUGCGUCGAACUCGCGGCGCAGUAGCGGUAACAGCGGCACCCUUCGCUGA